Molecule: messenger RNA, 2915 nt
Organism: Molossus molossus (Pallas's mastiff bat)
Lineage: Eukaryota; Metazoa; Chordata; Mammalia; Chiroptera; Molossidae
Gene: ATP2C2
Product: ATPase secretory pathway Ca2+ transporting 2
Exons: 27
Coding region: 1-2841 (946 amino acids)
Biological process (GO): calcium ion transmembrane transport; manganese ion transport; intracellular calcium ion homeostasis
Cellular component (GO): Golgi membrane; endoplasmic reticulum; plasma membrane
Molecular function (GO): ATP binding; ATP hydrolysis activity; P-type calcium transporter activity
Source: RefSeq, a predicted model, not a curated record
AUGGUCGAGACACGCUUCUCCAAGUUCCUGCAGAAACUCGGCUUCUCGGGCGCGGACCAUCAGUACGAGCCGCUGGAGACUGGCGAGUUGGAAACCUUGUGCGAUGAACAAUAUGAAUUGAAAGCAAUUGAAAAAGAGAAGACAGUGAUCGCUCUGACACCCAGGGAGGCCAGCAAAUACAGCAAAGUGGAGUUGGCCAAAGCAUUUUACGUGGACUUUGAGAAAGGGCUGUCGGAGUUCUCGGUGAAACAGCGCAGGCUGGUGCACGGCUGGAACGAGUUCGUCACUGAGGAGAGUGAGUCCGUGUGGAAGAGGUACCUCCAACAGUUUAAGAACCCCCUGAUCCUGCUGCUGCUGGGCUCUGCCUUGGUGAGCAUCGUCACGAAGAAUUACGAGGACGCCAUCAGUAUCACCAUGGCCGUGGUGAUCGUGGUCAGUGUCGCCUUCAUCCAGGAGUACAGGUCGGAGAAGUCUCUGGAAGAGCUGACCAAGCUGGUCCCUCCUGAAUGUAACUGCAUAAGAGAUGGAAAACUCCAGCAUCUGUUGGCACGAGACCUGGUUCCCGGAGACAUCGUGUCUCUCUCGAUGGGAGACCGGAUCCCCGCAGACAUUCGUCUCACUGAGGUCACAGACUUCCAGGUAGAUGAGUCCAGUUUCACGGGAGAAGCUGAGCCAUGCAGUAAGACGGACAUGCAGUUGACAGGCGAGGGGGACCUCACCAGUCUGAGAAACAUUGUCUUCAUGGGGACCCUGGUUCAGUAUGGGAACGCACAGGGAGUUGUGAUCGGAACAGGGGAGCAUUCUCAGUUCGGAGAAGUGUUCAAGAUGAUGCGGGCUGAAGAGACACCCAAAACGCCUCUGCAAAAAAGCAUGGACAGUCUGGGGAAACAGCUGGCACUUAUCUCAUUCUGUAUAAUUGGUGUAAUCAUUCUCAUUGGCUGGAUGCAAGGGAAGCCCCUUCUCAGCAUGUUCACGAUCGGGGUCAGCCUGGCUGUGGCUGCCAUUCCAGAGGGUCUGCCCAUCGUUGUCACAAUCACACUGGUCCUGGGAGUACUACGGAUGGCCAAGAAGCAGGUCAUUGUGAAGAAGUUACCGAUCGUGGAGACUUUAGGUUGCUGCAAUGUUAUCUGUUCUGAUAAGACAGGGACUCUAACCACCAAUGAAAUGACUGUCACCCAACUUCUAACGUCUGAUGGGCUCCGUGCAGAGGUCAGCGGAGUUGGGUAUAAUGGCGAAGGGAUAGUCUGUCUUCUACCAUCAAAGGUGGUCAUUAAGGACUUUUCCAAUAUCUCAGUGGGGAAAUUAGUGGAGGCCGGCUGUGUCGCCAACAACGCUACCCUCGGAGAGCACAGCAUGGUGGGACAGCCCAUGGAAGGUGCCUUGCUCGCCCUGGCAAUGAAGAUGGACUUAAGGAACAUUAAAGAUUCCUACGUGAGGAAGAGAGAGAUCCCCUUCAGUUCGGAGCAGAAGUGGAUGGCAGUCCAGUGUCAGCCCAAGAACGAGGAACAGGAAGACAUUUACUUCAUGAAGGGGGCCUUUGAAGCAGUGAUUCGUUACUGUACCACGUACAACAAUGGGGGCAUCUCCUUGCCACUGACACCCCAGCAGAAAUCCUUCUGGCAGCAGGAAGAGAAGAAGAUGGGGUUUAUUGGCCUGCGGGUGCUGGCCCUGGCUUCUGGGCCCGAUCUGGAGCAGCUGACCUUCCUGGGUCUCGUCGGACUCAUCGACCCUCCAAGGGUGGGUGUGAAAGAGGCGGUGCAGGUUCUCACCCAGUCCAGCGUGUGCGUGAAGAUGAUAACGGGGGAUGCCAUGGAGACCGCCUGUGCAAUAGCCAAGAGCAUCGGCCUGUGCACCAAGAAGACAAGCAUCAUGUCCGGGGAGGAGGUGGAGAAUAUGGAGCAGAGCCAGCUGGCUGAGCACGUCAACAAGAUAUCUGUCUUCUACAGGACCAGCCCGAAGCAUAAACUCAAAAUCAUAAAGGCUUUGCAGGAUUCGGGGGCAAUUGUGGCCAUGACGGGGGAUGGGGUGAAUGACGCAGUGGCCCUGAAGGCGGCAGACAUUGGAAUCGCCAUGGGGAAGAUGGGGACAGAUGUCAGCAAAGAGGCUGCCAACAUGAUCCUGGUGAACAAUGACUUCUCAGCCAUCAUAAGUGCAGUGGAAGAAGGCAAGGGCAUUUUCCAUAACAUCAAGAACUUCGUCCGAUUCCAGCUGAGCACGAGCAUCUCGGCCUUGGGCCUCAUCACUCUGUCCACCAUGUGCAACCUGCCCAACCCCUUCAAUGCCAUGCAGAUCCUGUGGAUCAACAUCAUCAUGGACGGGCUGCCAGCACAGAGUUUGGGGGUAGAGCCAGUGGACAAAGACGUCCUCUGGCAGCCACCGAGGAAAAUCAAGGCCAUGAUCCUCAACAGAGCCCUCAUGGUGAAGAUCCUCCUGUCAGCUUUGGUCAUCAUCAGUGGGACCUUCUUUAUCUUCUGGAAGGAGGUCUCUGAAGACAAGACCAGCACCCAGCGGACCACGACCAUGACCUUCACCUGUUUUGUGUUCUUUGACCUCUUCAAUGCCCUGACCUGCCGCUCUCAGACCAAGUUGAUAUUCCAGAUGGGCUUCUUCCAGAACCGCAUGUUCCUGUACUCGGUGCUCGGGUCGAUCCUCGGGCAGCUGGCCGUGAUUUACCUGCCACCCCUGCAGAAGGUCUUCCAGACGGAGAACCUAGGAGUGCAUGAUUUGAUGCUUUUAAUCAGCUUGACCUCAUCUGUGUUCAUUUUGUCAGAGCUCUUCAAACUAUGUGAAAAAUUAUGCUUCGCCUCCAAGAACUCCCAGAUUCACCUCGCAGAUGUGUAGUGGACCCCAACCAGUGUACGAUCCCCUAAAUAAGCUAUAUUUUUAUGUGACUGCAGCCCCUCCCCCCCUCUCCA